This is a messenger RNA of Mizuhopecten yessoensis (Yesso scallop), 957 nucleotides long. Its product is annotated as carbohydrate sulfotransferase 11-like. Gene Ontology annotation, biological process: carbohydrate biosynthetic process. The record is from RefSeq and is a predicted model, not a curated record. The coding region runs from base 1 to 957 and encodes 318 amino acids. The transcript has 3 exons. Gene Ontology annotation, cellular component: membrane. NCBI's taxonomy places the organism in Eukaryota, Metazoa, Mollusca, Bivalvia, Pectinida, Pectinidae. Gene Ontology annotation, molecular function: sulfotransferase activity.
AUGCUCAUUAAGCUGGGAAAUAUGCCGACAUUAAAAAUUGGUUCCCACAAGGAAGGAGCUGAACGUCGUGAUAAGAAUCUUUCUGAAAAUAACACCAGACUUGACAGAGAGACAGAUAAAUCGGCAGUAACAGACAACAUAAAGAGAGUUUGGCAUCUCCGUCAGGAAUGUAAACGGUACAGUGACGACUUAACGAAAUUGGAUCGUCUGAGUAAUUUGAUUGUUGACGACAAAUACAAAACGUUAUUUUGUUAUAUUCCUAAAAUAGCAUGUUCACAGUGGAAGUCCAUCUUCAUAACUUUGACGGGAAAGGUAAAUUCUAGCAGGUUAAGUAUUGAGAAAGUUCAUGAUUUCCGAUUCAAUUCAGUAAUAAAUUUGUUAAGCAAUUAUCCUUAUGAAAGAAGAAAACGUAUACUGAAGGAGUAUAAGAAGUCUAUGAUCGUCAGGAACCCAUUAGAGAGACUUUUAUCAGCCUACAGGAAUAAGAUUGAAAGAAAAGGAAAAGCUCGGCAAUUUCAAACAAUUAGGGAAACUAUUCUGGAACGGUACAGGUCAAAUAUGACACAGGAAUUUCUUGCAAAGGAUGAUUAUAACGUGACGUUUUUUGAAUUUGUGAAAUUCGUCACCGACGAAGAUCCCGAAAAUUUCAACAGCCAUUGGAAGAGAUAUACGACUCUUUGCAGCCCCUGUAUUAUUAAGUACGACUUUAUCGGCAAAUACGAAAGUAUUUAUAGAGAUGCUAAUUUCAUCUUAAGAGACCUUGGAGCACCUCCUAAUAUUCGAUUUCCUCAAAGGUCGGAAACAUAUCACACUAUUGAAACAAUGAACAUUUUUGAGAAGUUUUAUUCACAGAUUCCAGCUGAAUAUAUAACAAAAUUAUGGAACAUUUAUCGACCAGAUUAUGAAUUAUUUGGGUACUCGCUGAACGAUAAUUUCAAACUAAAAACACACUCCUAA